GGCGAACGAAGGCUCGCUGCUUGAAAUCAGCCUGUUAUCACGUAUGAAAUCCAUGCGUGAUACGGUUUGGGUAGUACGGUUGGGAAAAUAUCACGAGGCAUGCCUGAAACGGUGCUUCAAGGCUGCCCUGGCAUAGGUACUUAUUAUAUCAAGUCUCGUUAACGGAGAUGUUCAUUCACUCGUACUCCUAGAUGACCAGUGUAGUUCGUGCAACUCGUGACGCUCCGAUUGACCCCGUAUCACCGUGCUGAGAGGUGCCAGUGAGAAACCGGCGUGGUCUGUCGUAAAAUGUGUUUAACUUCGUACCAUUUAGAUCCGUGUCGCGUAAUGAAAACUCGAACUGUUCAUCGAUACGAGUGAUAAAUAUGGCAGCGCUCGUUCGUCUUAAACGGGGAAGCGUUCAAUUGAGACACGCGGCGCUGGAAAUGAAAGCGGCUGUGCGAGCGCGACACGUCGUUGCUGCGCUCGUUGCAGUGGGAUUUGCACUUUGCGGUGCAGUGGAAGUGAGUUCCUCGGUCGCAUUGCUUGCCAAUCAAAAAGACAAUCAUGCCAUCAUCGACACGUCGUGGCACUGCGAAAUGUUGGUCAACGUCAGUAGCCGUAACCGUACCGAAGACUUCGAAGUUAUACUGAUGGAGCUGCCACCGGAAGAGCGUGCAGAAUCCAUAAUGAGAGAAGCGUUUCUAUGGGGCCAAGUGGCCGGUCCGAUUUUAGGAGGAUGUCUAGUCUGGGGAAGAUCAGGCCCAUCCGUUGUGUUUUCGCGUGCGGUUCUCAGUGCUUGUCUGGCAUCUUUGUUGGUCCCAGCCGCAUGGAGAAGUCCGUCUCACGUAGCGCUUCGUCUCUUUCAGGGAUUAUGCACACUGUCAGCGUUGGGUACUGCCUCACGGGAUGGUUAGGCACGGCUGUCGUUCGAAGUUUUGGUCGAGAUUCGCUCUGUUACGGUCUCGUUUGCAUCGCACUGUGUUGGUACUUCGCUUUCGGCCGAUUUGUCAAAGACACGCCAAAAUCCUACCAGCACGAUACAAAUGCUGCCGUGAUUCCAUGGGGAAAGUUACUGCGAUCAGUUCCUGUUUGGGCAUCUGCUGUAGCAACCAUGGGGAAUCAAUGGGGCGAUGCGACGCUUGCUCUUGGUAUGACAAAAUAUCUAAAACUCAUUUACGGAUUUUCAACGGCUAAUGACUCUGUUCUGACGACGUUACCGCACAUUGGCCAUUUCAUGGCUGCGUUAACGUGUGGUCUCCUCGUGGAUCACGUUCGCGAGUCGAAAAUUGUUUCGACGACCACGGCUAGAAAGUUGGUCGUAUACACUGCUCACUUCAUCCCCGCUGCCCUGCUUUUCGUCGCUGGCUAUGCCGGUUGUCAAGCGCUAGGUGCAGCUUGGUUGGGCAUUGCCGCUCUCCUCGUCUCUGGCACCGCACCAGCCGGUGCUCUAGCCGCUAUAGCAGACCUUGCUCCUGUAGAAUCGCCGGCCUGUGCGGCAGCUGCCUGCGCACUGUGCUCCACUCUAGGCGCAGCCGGCCUAUUGGCUGCUAAUUACUUUGUCACUCAGGCUCUUCACGGUUCUAUCGCCGGCUCGUGGCGGCUGGUGUUCGGCGUUGCUUCCGUCGUUUUGUUAACGACCGCCGCGGUUUUCUUGGCGCUUGGAAAAGGCGUGCCGCAGCCGUGGAUUCCUUCCGUAGCUCGGCCGCGAAGUCACGACGCAAUUUACGAGCAAGACGCCUUGGAACUCGAUUACGAGGACGUCGGUGUACAAACCGAGCCUUUCAAUCCGUACCCGCUCGAGGAGGACGCCGAAAGCGCGAAAAACCUGCCGCGUUCAGCCUCCAUAGACUCGAAGGUCUCGCAGUCGUCCAGUUAAGCUCGUUAAACGAAUUAACUUCACCUUGUUUCACGAUCCUCGACGGAUGCUUCAUUCACCGAGGAUUUGAUAUUU
This is a messenger RNA of Heterotrigona itama, 1933 nucleotides long. The record is from the annotation of a GenBank genome assembly. NCBI's taxonomy places the organism in Eukaryota, Metazoa, Arthropoda, Insecta, Hymenoptera, Apidae.